UCAUGGCUUGUGGUUUGUGCAGAAUUUGCCAAGCCUUUGUGCUUUUGUUUUAGAUUGGAUGAACUCAGCUUCCUUGUUCACCCUGGGUGUUUGAAUCUUACUUUAGUGCGACAGACCUUUGUUAUGCGAACUCCUGGAGCUCCUUUACCGAGUUGGAAGUAUUUUUGUUUGGACAUAACAGGACACCAGUCUGCUACCCGUAGCGCCAUUUGCUUCCAGCUGUGAGAAACCCAAACAGCAUCAAUGCGGGUUUACUGGAUCCUGUCCUCCAUUUCCCUCCUGAUUUCUCUGGGGCUGUUUAUGGUUAUCUUGGGCCAGCAACGCGAGAUGGAAAUGAUAACCAUGAAAAAUAAAGAGUUAAACUGGAUGUCAGAGAAAUUUUAUAAGAAGCUUCAACAGGAAGACGACGUAAAAGAUUUGUUGCAGAGCGUGGUGACAAAAGGGCAAACUAAGCUGAAGGAUCUGGAGGCUGAAAUAGCCAACCUUGGACUGGAGGUGGAGACGAAGAAAACUGACGCAGACGCCUGUCAGGCAGAAAUGAAAACAAAAAAAGACGAGGUGGAUUCCAUAGAGUCAGACCGCAGUAAGACAACAGAUUCUCUAAAAGCAGAGGCUGAUCCUUGGAAUAAGGAGAUUGAUUCGUUGAAAAACCAACUGAAAGAAAACCCAAAAAUAUGUGAAUAUGUGGCUGCGGACAAAAAGGCAAAAGAAUUAUGCAACAAAAAAUCUGCCACAGACUGAAGAGAAGUUCACUGAGGCUGCAGCUCCACACGGAUAAACAGAAGUGCCACAUUUUUUUAUAUAUGCAAUUAAAUUACCAUCAGUGAAUGAAUUUUUUCUUCUGAUAUGUUGUCUUUUUAUUAUUUGUUGCCAAGAUUUUGACUGGUGGGUGUUGAUUUAUGGUUUUGUUUUUUUAUCUUUUUUUUCUUCCUAUCUUCUUAAAUAGUUGACAUUAAAUUGUGUUUUGUCAAAAACUAAUACAGGGUAUUUUUAUUUUAGGCUGUAAUGAGGACCCCUACGAGGAUACUUAAUUUUCUUUAAAGUGUCUUUAAAGUACACUCAUUGUUGGGUGAUCUGUGAUUUGCAGUAUUUUGGAAAUUAAUUAUAGGAGGACAGUUUUUGCAAACAAAUUAAAUUAAUGUAACUAAAUAAACAGAUAUGUUUUA
Melanotaenia boesemani (Boeseman's rainbowfish) is the source of this 1166-nucleotide messenger RNA. RefSeq lists its product as uncharacterized. Bases 244 to 741 code for a protein of 165 amino acids. NCBI's taxonomy places the organism in Eukaryota, Metazoa, Chordata, Actinopteri, Atheriniformes, Melanotaeniidae. The transcript has 5 exons. The record is from RefSeq and is a predicted model, not a curated record.